Molecule: messenger RNA, 903 nt
Organism: Triticum urartu
Lineage: Eukaryota; Viridiplantae; Streptophyta; Magnoliopsida; Poales; Poaceae
Source: RefSeq, a predicted model, not a curated record
AAAAAGGGGACGUUCAUCUUUUCUCUUCAACUGCUGAGAGAAGUCCACAGAAGAGAGCUGCUGGUCUCACUGGGUUGGCGCGCGCGUAGCAGCUUCGAAGAGGCUCUUCGCAGCCUGUACAACUUGCAGCAACUAUAUAAGGCAGCACCAUCGGAUCCUGAUCUAUCACCUUCAACAAGCUCGUCUACAAUCCAGCAAACUAGCUAAAACCCACUUCCCCAAAAUGGCGUCCCAGCUUGUCGAGAGCCACCGCGCCGGUGCCGAGGUCCACAAGGGGAACGAUAUCUGCAAGAAGAAGACGGUCGAGCUUCUCGAAGAGCUCGGCCUCCCGAAAGGCCUCUUUCCUAUGGAUGACAUCGAGGAGGUCGGGCACAACUGUGAGAGUGGGUUCGUGUGGAUACUUCAGAAGAAGGAGAAAGAGCACACGUUCAACAAGCUCAACCAGACCGUCUCCUACGACACUGAGGUGACCGCUUUUGUGGAAAAGGGUAAGAUGAAGAAGGUCACCGGGGUCAAGAUCGAGGACCUGUCUUUGGUCGAGGUCUAUGUGGAUGAGUCUUCUGCUGAUAAGGUUACCAUCAAGACCGACACCGGCCUGUCUGACACCCAUGAUGCGGCCGUGUUCGCUCUCGGAGAAUAGGGAGCUACUAGUUAAAAAGGCCAGAAGAAUAAAGUUAGUGAAUGGUUCGGCACUGCAGUUCACAUGUUAUGCAGAAGUAUAUGUUUCCGUUUUCUUUGUAAUCUAAUAAAGGUUGUUGCAUGAGUAUUGCUUCCUUUCAGCCCAUGUUAUGCAGAAAUGUAUGUUUCUGUUUUCGUUGUAAUGUAAUAAAGGAUGUUGCAUGAAUGUUGCUUCCUUUCAGCCUGUAAGCAUACGCCAAAUGUAAUGAAUAAUACUUAUACCGC